AUGUCGUAUAACCAUGUGCCGUCGAUUAAAAACUACUGGUCGAAUCAUAACUCAUUGAGCAAUGAAUCUAUAAAAUCAGCCAUACGACGUGAUCGUUUUGAGCAGAUAAUGUCUAAGCUAUAUUUUGCUCCAGUUGACAAGCGUGCAGAUGCAGGACAAACCUAUUGCAUUGACGAUUUCAUGAAUUGCUUGAAAACAACUUUCAAAGCCUGCCGGGAUGAUAGUAGCUUCCAAAGUAUCGAUGAACAAAUGACUAAAUUCAAAGGGCGUUCAUCACUCAAGCAAUAUAUGCCACUCAAGCCAGUAAAACGGGGCAUCAAAAUGUGGCCUCGCUGCGAUUCUUUGACUGGAUACACCUAUGACAUGAGUAUCUAUUGUGGAAAAGAAGGAUCUGUCCUUGAAGGGACACUCGGCGAACGAGUUGUGAAUGAUCUUGCAGCAACAAUUUCUAACCCUGACGUGACACUUUGCUUUGAUCGUUUUUUCACCACUGUUAAUCUUAUUAACAACAUACAAUAUCCAGCUUUGGGAACAUGA
Messenger RNA from Anastrepha ludens (Mexican fruit fly), 537 nucleotides. RefSeq lists its product as uncharacterized. The coding region runs from base 1 to 537 and encodes 178 amino acids. The record is from RefSeq and is a predicted model, not a curated record. The transcript has a single exon. Lineage: Eukaryota; Metazoa; Arthropoda; Insecta; Diptera; Tephritidae.